Scleropages formosus (Asian bonytongue) is the source of this 2253-nucleotide messenger RNA. Its product is annotated as ankyrin-3-like. Gene Ontology annotation, biological process: regulation of apoptotic process. The transcript is spliced from 2 exons. Lineage: Eukaryota; Metazoa; Chordata; Actinopteri; Osteoglossiformes; Osteoglossidae. Bases 1 to 2217 code for a protein of 738 amino acids. The record is from RefSeq and is a predicted model, not a curated record. Gene Ontology annotation, molecular function: protein binding.
AUGCAUUCAGCCAUCUUUCCUAAUCCUUAUGCUACUGAAGUUCUUCAUUUGAAAAAGAAAGACCUGAUCGAAGGCAUUUCUAAAACAGAAUAUCUGCUGAACCUUCUGAUUGACAAAGGAGUCUUUCCACCCGAGAAGAAAGCUCUCAUGUCCUACGACAGAACAAGAGAAGAGAAGAACUCAGAAUUUCUGGAUGUCCUGCUCUCACAAGGUGAGCGAGCAUGCCGGCUGUUCUUCUACCCUUGUCUGAAACUGGUCGAGCCGGACCUGUACCAGAGCAUCAGAACAUAUGUAGGUGAGAUAAACAAGAAUGUCCGUGAUGCUAGGAGGCAACUGAUCGGAUACCUGUUGGAGAGGGACAAGGAAGAACCCCGUGUACAUAAUAGUGAUUUCACUCCUCCAAAUAAUGUAUAUUCAGCAGCUCCAUUAAAAAAAGUAAUUUCACAAAAGAUGCAACAUAACCAUAAUGGGAUAUUUGAUCUUGUCGCAACAGGAAAGCUUUCCCUAUUAGAGGAGCUUUGGAAAGGCAAAGAUGUCAAUGCUAUCAAUUCAUCCCAGGAAACCUUGUUACAUAUUGCUGCCCAGCAUGACCAGGUUGCUGUCAUGAAGUUUCUCAUCAGCAAAGGAGCUAAGCUGGACAUAAGAGACAGUCAGGGUAGGACAGCGCUGCAUAGAGCAGCAGAAAUGGGCAAUACAUCUGCCACCAAGGUCCUUCUGCAGAAUGGUGCAGACAUCUAUGCUCUAGACAAGUACUCAGAUAUGCCACUUGACUUGGCUGUACAGAAUAUACACCAAAGUACAGUUAAGCACAUUGUAGAGGAAGAAAUUAGACACCAUAAAAACCGGAGAACCUUCCUGCAUGUGGCUGCCAUUAAGAAUAAUUACAACCUAGUCAUGGUCCUUCUAAAGAGUGGGUCCCCAGUAGAUGCCAAGGAUAACCAGAGGAAGACAUCUCUCUUUCAUGCUGUUAACCUCAGGAACGAGAACACUGCAAGAGUCCUCCUUGAGGCUGGGGCCAAGGUAGACUCAGAUAUCAUGGAGGCUGCAUUAAACCUUAACGACAAAUCCAUGUUCAGCUUAAUUUUAAAUUAUGCUAAGGAGUUGCCUCCUGAUGCUAUGAAGUCUCUGCUCUUCAAAGCUGUGCAGAGAAACCUGGAAUGGAUCAUAGCAGCUCUUAUUGACGCAGGCACCGAUGUCAACAGCCGCAAUGACCUUCAAUACACACCUUUGCUUCUGGCUGCCGAGCUGGGAAAUGUGUAUGCCUUCAACAUCCUGAUGUCCAAAAAUGCAAGUGUGGAGGAUAAAUUGCCCAACGGCAACUCCUCACUGCACCUGGCUGUUCAAAGUGGCAAUAUGCACAUAACAAAGCUGCUUCUGGAGGAGGGAGUGGAUGCCAAUGCAGUCGGUUCACAGGAACAAACACCCUUGCAUCUGACUGCACUAUACAACCAGUCCGCACUGGUGGAGGAGCUCCUGCAUGUUGGGGCCCACAUAAAUGCUGUUGACCAAAAAGGACUCACACCUCUUCACGUUGCAAGCCAGCAAGGCCACCCGGACAUUGUGUCUCUGUUGAUACGCAGAGAGGCAGACAUUUCUGCUAAGGACAAGCAGGCAAGAACAGCCCUUCACUGGGCUGCAGCACAACCACAGGCUACAGUAGCAAGGUUGCUGCUCUCCACAGGUGCUGAUGCCAAUGCUGUCGAUAAAGAAAAGAAGACUCCAUUGCACUUUGCUGCCAUGGGAGGCCAUGGUGAAGUAGCCUCUGUCCUGCUGGCUAGAAAGGCAAGUUUCAGAGCCAAGGACAUGGAUGGCUGCACCCCGCUACACUACGCAGCAGCCAAAGGCCACUUAGAUGUAGCGGCAGUCCUCUUGUCUACAGGAAAGAAGAGCGUGAAUGACAAGAAUGUGUGGCGCAAGACUGCUCUGCACCUGGCUUCAGAACACGGUCAGGAUUCCCUGAUUGACUUGCUAAUGUGUAGUGGUGCCAAUGUUAAUGCACUGGAUAACAACAAAGACACUCCACUGCACUGCGCCACCCGUUUCGGUCACCUUGAAAGUGUGCAAAGGCUGUUGAGCUGGACCGGGGGCACUGGAGCUAACCUUCGAGCCAAAAACAACGUCGAUAAAACUCCGCUGCAAGUGGCCCAGUGUCAUCACACAGCGAACCAUCAGGGCAUUGCCAGUCUCCUCCAAAAAAAGAUGCUUCUGAUCAAAUAGGGCUGCCCUUAAUACAAUUAUUUCAUUACUAAUAAC